AAGCGCGUCUCUAAUAUCUGCGUGUGGUGCGUCAGUGCCUCAGUGGAGCUAGCAAACCAGCUCACAAAAAAUAAAGAUGGCUGACGUGCCGGACAUUGACUUGUACGCCGACGAUCUGGGGGAUGAUUUUCAUGGCGAAGGUGACGAACAAAUUGGUGAUGGGGUCGACUUGUACGACGACGUCCUAACUUCAACAACAAGCAUCAAGCAGGAGACAAAUGGAAAAGAGAAGAUCACCACGCUAUCUUCUCACACAUCGUCCAACUCUCUACAUGGCUCAUCUUCGUUGAUUGGAGCACCACUUCAGCUACACAGCAACAACUCAUCACAAUCUAAACGAGUCCAGCUCUAUGUGGGCAAUCUCACCUGGUGGACAACAGAUGCUGACGUGGAGAACGCUAUCAGCGCAGUUGGUGUCCAAGACCUGGUGGAGGUGCGCUUUCAUGAGAACCGAGCCAACGGACAGUCUAAAGGCUUCUGUGUCAUCACCGUCGGUUCGGAGAUCAGCGCUCGACAAUGUAUGGAUAAGCUGCCCAAAAAGGAGCUGCAUGGACAGACGCCCAUCGUCACCUUCACAUCUAAACAAGCACUCAAUCAGUUUGAGGCGCAAUCAAAGAGCCGACCGUCAAGACAAUCAAGUCCUCCACGCAGUACCGGCUCUGCACCGUCUGGCGUCCCAUCGUUAACGGUCGGACUGUUGGGUCCUCCGCCAAUGAAUGGACCUCCACCAAGGAUGAUGAUGGGUCCGUCAGCCUCAUCAUCUGGGCCACCACCUUUAACCAGCCUCUCCUUACCUCCGCCACCGUCAGUGCGUGGUCCGCCAACUCCUGCAGGCAUUCCCGUUCCACCACCGACCCAUCACUUGCUUCCACAUCCUGUCAUGUCACCCACGGUGGUACCGAGAGGUCCUCCACCCGGCCUGGGGAUGCGCGGGCCUCCGCCUGGCAUGGAUAUGAAUCCUCAUCGUAUUCCUCCCCCUGGUAGUGGCCGACCGGAAUGGGCCAAUAUAGUUCAACAGCCAGCACCGCAUGUUAAUCCUGCUUUCUUCCCUCCACCCGUUGCCGCUCCUCCUCCCGGCUUCCCUCCUCCAAUCGGUCAACCACCACCAUUCAUUACUGAUACUCGGCCACCUCACACCAAUGAUGCCCCUAGCAUCAGCGAAGCUGAAUUUGAAGAAGUAAUGGGGCGCAACCGAACAGUCUCUUCAUCCGCCAUCGCUCGAGCUGUUGCUGAUGCUUCGACUGGGGAUUAUGCCAGCGCGAUUGAAACCCUGGUGACUGCCAUUUCACUGAUCAAACAGUCAAAAGUGGCGCACGAUGAGCGCUGCAAGAUCCUAGUGUCUUCGUUGCAGGAUACGCUGCACGGCAUUGAGGCAAAGAGCUACGGUUCACGAAGAGAUCGGUCGAGGUCGAGAGAUCGCGAAAGGAGAAGAAGGCGUUCGCGCAGUCGAGACCGUGAGAGGCCCAGUGAACGGGACAGAGAUCGAGACCGCGAGAGAGAUAGAGACAGGGAUCGUGAUCGCGAGCGUGAACGAGACUACGUUGAACGUCCGAGGGAGAGAGAACGUGAUCGCGAUCGCUCUCGUAGUCACGAACGAGACUACCGUGAAACGCGGAACCCACGAAAUUACGAAGAACGGUAUUCGUCUCAUGAUGAAACUAGGAGAGAGUAUGGCGGAGGUAGUCGCGGCGGAGGAUCGGAUCGUGACAAGGACCGCGAAAGGGACGGUGGUGGUGGAAGUAUGCGAGGAGGACGAGGAGGUGAUCCGGGGAUGGAUCGGGAGCGUGAACUUCGUUCUCGAGAUGACCGAGAAUCGCGCAGCAUGAGACACUAGAAGGCAACAAACAUAUGAUAAGAAGUUAAGUAAAAAGUUGACUCUUUAAUAUCCGUCAUUAUUCAUAAUAUUUCAUUUUUUUCCCGCGCUUGUGUCGCGACUUGGUAGCAUUUAAACACACGUAUGAUCCAUGAUUUUUUUUAUUUCGUUUAAUAUUUGCUUCGGUGUGUCACUCUCCUCCUCCCAAGUCCCUUCAACUUUCGCGAAACAAUAAAAAUUUCAAUU
Messenger RNA from Daphnia carinata, 2059 nucleotides. It is a transcript of the gene Cpsf6, whose product is annotated as cleavage and polyadenylation specificity factor subunit 6-like. The record is from RefSeq and is a predicted model, not a curated record. The transcript has 6 exons. Gene Ontology annotation, molecular function: mRNA binding. The coding region runs from base 77 to 1834 and encodes 585 amino acids. Gene Ontology annotation, biological process: mRNA alternative polyadenylation. NCBI's taxonomy places the organism in Eukaryota, Metazoa, Arthropoda, Branchiopoda, Diplostraca, Daphniidae. Gene Ontology annotation, cellular component: mRNA cleavage and polyadenylation specificity factor complex.